UUGGCUGAUUCAUUCCGGGAUCCAUUCUUCGAGAAAUAGGACUUUGAACAUCCGGAGGUGUGAGGUUCAGUUCUAAAGUGAGUACACUGUGGGGUUUCAGCAUUAGACGCAGUAGUUCGCCUUCUAGUUCAAGAUGCAGAUAUUUGUGAAGACGUUGACAGGGAAGACCAUCACCCUGGAGGUGGAGAGCUCUGACACGAUUGAUAACGUGAAGACGAAGAUUCAGGACAAGGAGGGGAUUCCUCCGGACCAGCAGAGGUUGAUCUUCGCAGGGAAGCAAUUGGAGGACGGCCGCACUUUGGCUGAUUACAACAUCCAGAAGGAGUCGACCUUGCACUUGGUUCUUAGGUUGAGGGGAGGCAUGCAAAUUUUUGUGAAGACGUUGACAGGGAAGACCAUCACCCUGGAGGUGGAGAGCUCUGACACGAUUGAUAACGUGAAGACGAAGAUUCAGGACAAGGAGGGGAUUCCUCCGGACCAGCAGAGGUUGAUCUUCGCAGGGAAGCAAUUGGAGGACGGCCGCACUUUGGCUGAUUACAACAUCCAGAAGGAGUCGACCUUGCACUUGGUUCUUAGGUUGAGGGGAGGCAUGCAAAUUUUUGUGAAGACGUUGACAGGGAAGACCAUCACCCUGGAGGUGGAGAGCUCUGACACGAUUGAUAACGUGAAGACGAAGAUUCAGGACAAGGAGGGGAUUCCUCCGGACCAGCAGAGGUUGAUCUUCGCAGGGAAGCAAUUGGAGGACGGCCGCACUUUGGCUGAUUACAACAUCCAGAAGGAGUCGACCUUGCACUUGGUUCUUAGGUUGAGGGGAGGCAUGCAAAUUUUUGUGAAGACGUUGACAGGGAAGACCAUCACCCUGGAGGUGGAGAGCUCUGACACGAUUGAUAACGUGAAGACGAAGAUUCAGGACAAGGAGGGGAUUCCUCCGGACCAGCAGAGGUUGAUCUUCGCAGGGAAACAAUUGGAGGAUGGUCGCACCCUGGCCGAUUACAACAUCCAGAAGGAGUCGACCUUGCACUUGGUGCUCCGCCUCCGAGGUGUGUACUCUCUUCAAAUUGGUACAAUACACCGGAGACAUGUUCUGAACUUGUGUAUAUGUGGAUAGUGCAGUCCAAUUGUAAGGUUGUCUUCUUGCGCAUCAUGCGGUUCUAACUCUGUGAAAUACGAAAUCUGAAUAUCGACAGAGGAAGGUUGGGGACCGAGUAAGUACAGAUCAUCUCAUGUUGCUAUGUUUGUGUGCUAAAAUAGAUUGAGAAUUGUGUGUAGCUUGGCAGAGAUCCAGAGAAUGGAUAUGAUAAAAAUUGCCUUACUUACAUUCAAGCGAUGUUGAAGUGGUUUAAUUUUGAUAACUUUGAUUAUACUUGGAAAUGAUGUGCUCUACUGCUCAUGGAAUUGAAGAUUUUGGCGGUAGUUGUGUUUGUUUUUCUUUGAAGGAACCCGUGAUUUGCUGCCCUGGUCAUUCUGUGGAAUUUUGCGCAACUCCACUCUGCUCUGAUUUCUCCUACGCCGCGCUCGUUUGCUUGUCUUCUGUACGCUUCAGAAGCUAAGUUAUUUUUUGAUUGUCCUUUGGUGCUCAGCAUUGUUAAUCAGGGAUUGUCAUCUCGAUUCAGUAGGUUUGUUGAGAGUAGCUUCACUCAGGAGCAUGUGAUGUUUUUGCUUAAAUUUGCACAGGGAAGUGCACGAAGCUUUGUUUGUAGAGAAUUGUGAAUAUUUCUCUCUAUUUAACUUAGCACAUGUUCGAUGUAGACGUUAGUAUUGUGAGUGUCAACAAUUCUGUGCGUUUUUUUGCUGAUGUGAUCCUUACAAUGAUUGUCUUAACUAUCAUAUGUUGGUAGAUGGUGUGUUGUUGUUUUUCCUUUAAUCAUCUGCUGGUUUUUAAGGGAGGCUAUUUAAGGAUAUAAAUUGCCUCAUUAAAGGAACAUUGGUUAAUUGAUGAUUUGACUUCCUUAUUGAGCUGGUUAGAUAUAAUCGUCCAGUUGACAUUUAUCCUUGCGACAUGGCAACUCGCAAAACAGCUCCGUCAAGCUCUCAGAAAAUGUAGUGCAGCUGUUACGUGGAUGGUUACAUGGAAGGAAGACAAGCUGAUCGAAGGGGUCCUUGAGAAGCUCGUUUCGUUUCGAUCGGAGGUCGGUACUUUACUUGGAAUUUUGUCGUUAUUUGUUAAAAGCAUUACCAAAGUCAAACACAAUCUACGACUCUUUGGACUUGUAGAAGGACAUAUAAUGAUGGUGUAUGUAGCUGAAGAAGUUCACAUUGACUCGUACGGCUAGUGGUGCAGGGUAAGCGCCAAGUAUUUCUGACGAAUUCCACCCAUGUCAAGGAGGCAUAACAGGGAAAUUUCUAGACAUUAGAGUUUAAUGAUUUAGCGGUUUAACUUACAUGUGUCACGCAUUUCUGAAGUAUCAAAAUAAGAUGAUGCUGUUCAUAGUCCUGCAGCCGUACAUGCCACUCUUCUUUCUGCAGGAGAUCUGUACUUCGUUUGCCGCUGCCGUAUAAUAUGUGUCGAUCAAGCUUUCUUCAAACAAAAGUCAUGACCUAGGCUGAUUAAAUAGUUUUACAUUGAUAUUAAUGUUGCCAGAUCUUUUCCGCCAAAUAUCAUAAUGUCCUGAUGCUAGAGCACUGGAAAUAGAAAAAAGUAGCUAAAAGAUGGGAUGCGUGAGCCAUAUUGUUAUAGUCUGCGGUUGUUUAUUUUUUAUUUCAAAGCAAGUGAGUGAGCUGUCUGGAAUUUUACUGCAAUAAGGUAGUUCACACAAGUGGCCCUCAACUCUUAUGUAAGUUGUCAGUUAUCGUCCUCAUUUACAUUCCUCUUCUUUUCGUAGUCACCCUCCAUGAACUGCUGAUCUGAAGCUGCAUUAUGUACCUCUUUGCAUCUUGUUCUGAGUUCUCUUAGUAAAUAUCUUUGCAAACUUUUGAACGUGGCAACGGUUUUUGAACAUGUGAAAUUGGCAUUUAGUUGGAGCUCAAAUAAGCUGGUAUCAAUUGCGUUGUAGGCCCACAUGCUUUUCUUCAACAUUGUUCGGAUUUGAUGAUUGAUCUGGUAUGUUAAACAUGUUCUGCACACUUUAGGGCUAUUUUAUUGGCUUCAUUUCACUGUGUGGAUAAAUGCAGGUGUGUAAGACUGUGGGUUGGCUAUAAAGUUGCAAUUUACAUCUGUGGACCUUCACAGGAAGAUACAACGAAAACAGUCGCUCUAUCACUUGGUCAGAUUACGGGGAACGACCUUGAUGUAUGUUUCCCAUAGAACUGAAAUGAAGCAUCCGUCUAAUUGCCAAUCUUGUACUCUGAAACGCCAUCUUCCUUUUUACUAGUUGGUUUCUUCAAUCUAAUUCUUACUGAACAAGUCUUUCUGAAACAUCACUUGCGAGGGUGGCAGCUGUAAUGGUGGAAUUCGAUUAAUAUGACAAUUACUACGGGCUUCAGUAUCCGGUUCUGUAUCUUUGUGGAUAUCCUGGGUGCAAAUUCAUCAACACCAGCUAUGAUCCCGUUUUUUCCCGAAUGACGACAAUGGGGAAACUUACUUUCAAUGUUGGUUUUUCAAAUUGAAUUUCUGAAGGGUUGUAAUCUGUUUGAAUCACUUGACGGACCUGCUAAUUUGUGCAUUGAUUCGUACGUUUACACUUUUGAUAUUUGUAUUGGUUUAUAUGUUAACAAUGUGGAAAAAGCAAUUACUGUGAAGACUUUUGGUUGGUACAGGAGCUGUAUUCGUGGUCGGUGCCAUAAAAGACAAUGAAGGACAAGCCUGUGGUUGCAAAGCCCUCGCUUUUCAUGUUGCAACAGAGUACAGCACCCAUCCUUUACCCACAGUCUUUCUGUCCCUCUUAUAAUAUUUGUCAUUAGGUUAUCAUUUCACAUCUUACAGAGCUUUCAGAUCUUCCGGUUUGUGGAUGAAACAGUUCUGAUGGGCUCUACCACGCUGUAGGAGGUUGAAUUCAAAGCCUUCAAAGAUAAAUGUAUGUGAAUGUGAAUACAUAUACACACACACAUGUAUGUAUAUAUAUAUAUAUAUAUAUAUAUAUAUAUAUAUGUAGAGACUGAUUGUAGGCUGACAUCCUUUAUGGCCAAGAUGGAAGUUGCGCAAUCCUCUCCUUUCUUUCAAGUAACCGACCGUGUGCAAGUACUUCUACAAUGUGAGCAACUAAUGACCAUCAUUUGUUUUAGCAUUGCUACAUCUGAAGUUUUUAUGUUUUUCCUGCAUGCACAAAGGCUUGUAGACUGGAAUUUUACAAGUGGUACCGCGUUGAAGAUACAUCAUAGUGCAGAUAACCAAAUCCAAACUGACACUACACAAACAAAACUCCAGAUAUUCUGGCUACUAAAUACGCCGUGAAUGUUUGAGCAUAUUCGACACACAAAGACACUUUCAAUAGCUUCUACUGUUCCCUCGUGACUCUAGAAAUACGACGAUGUGGUUUAUGAUAGCUUGUUUGAUAGGUUUGGUCGACAAGCGGAAAGGUAAAAGAUGUGUUGCUAUGGAGCAGCUCACUGGUAAUUUGUUAAAUAUAGCUCUUAUUGAGGCUAUGAUGGAACUGAAGGCAAAUUUUAUCCAAA
Messenger RNA from Physcomitrium patens, 4551 nucleotides. The record is from RefSeq and is a predicted model, not a curated record. NCBI's taxonomy places the organism in Eukaryota, Viridiplantae, Streptophyta, Bryopsida, Funariales, Funariaceae.